AUGUUGGCUGAUGACAACAACCUGGACAGCUCCAUCAGUACCACUGGGGUGGGCUUUAAGAUCCGGACCAUCAAGCUGGAGUGGAAGACUAUCAAACUCCAGAUACAGCAGAUCUUCCCAGAGGGAAGAGCUCGGUUCUGUGGAAGGGGCUGGGUGCUCUCAGAGCCUCUCCCAGGACUCAUUCAGCAAAUCAGCAACAUGCACCUGUGGCUAGAGACCAGCCGCUAUGCCGGCAAGAAGGUGCUGGAUUACAUCACGGCCAAGGGCAGGCCCUGGGAGGAGCAGAUUAGGCAAGAAGAUGUGUCCACGCAGGAAGUGCUGUUCCUGGAGACGAGCCCCAAGAACGCCACCAACAUGGAGCGGGCCUCCGUCACCAUGGCGGCCGAGCUCAAGAACCGGGCAGAGCACGAGUGCUUGACUUUCUCCCCCUUCCGCCCCCGGCUCAAGGCUGAGUAUGGCUGGAAGGGGAGCUGGAAAAGGUGA
Molecule: messenger RNA, 483 nt
Organism: Malaclemys terrapin pileata
Lineage: Eukaryota; Metazoa; Chordata; Testudines; Emydidae
Product: ras-related protein ORAB-1-like
Exons: 5
Coding region: 1-483 (160 amino acids)
Source: RefSeq, a predicted model, not a curated record